Messenger RNA from Rhipicephalus microplus (southern cattle tick), 7982 nucleotides. RefSeq names its product transmembrane protein 94-like protein l(2)k05819. Gene Ontology annotation, molecular function: nucleotide binding. The record is from RefSeq and is a predicted model, not a curated record. NCBI's taxonomy places the organism in Eukaryota, Metazoa, Arthropoda, Arachnida, Ixodida, Ixodidae.
UAAAAACUAGCAGACAGCUUUCAUAACUCACUUGUCGCGCAACUAAUAGAACCCCUCAAUGGCACACUUCCUUUGACGUCUCCGGGCCCAGUGGAGUCCGCCAGUGCGUGCCUUGACUGCGAGGCCGUGCCUCGCCGUAUCCUGGCGAUGGCUCCAACGUGAAGAAAACUUAGUCACUACGGGGAAACACGGUAAAGCAGCAGCCAGACGACGCGUCGUCUACGCCAACAUGGAGCCCGCCGGUUUGACAACCGCCGGAGCCCUGCGGCGCCUGCAUCACAGCCUCAAGACGGAACUGGAGCAGUUUAAACGAAGGGAGUGUCAGGUGACGUGGCUUGGGGAGUCAUUCCACCACAACAACCCGCACUCGAUUUUCCGGUGGCCGAGCGUGGUCCUGCUGCUCUUUGAAGUGGUGGCGUUUGUCGUGGCUUACUCGCUCGGAGGGGGACCCGUGUUGGUUGGCGACUCUCUGUUCCUCAUCUGUGUUCUCGCACUGAACGUCAUCCUCGUGAUCUGGGAGACAAGGCUGCGUCACAUGGAGAUGAGGCACCGCGCCCAGGCCAUGGUCAACACGCUGGCCAACACGCUGGGUCACGGAAGCGGUGACGAAGAACCCUGGAGCACCUCGGACUAUGCUCCUCUGUUCCAGCCAGCAUCGCCGUGCAUCAGCCUUCAGUGGGCCGUGCGUGAUGGUUGUCUGGUCAAUGUGCCCGUGCACCUGCUGGUCGAAGGGGACGUGGUGGUCGUCCGGCCGGGGCACCAGGUGCCGGGAAAGUGCAGCCUGCUCACAAAGGGCAAGGAAGCACCGUUGGUUCUGGAAGAGAAAGAAACUUUCGCCCCAGAGACAGGCAUCGGCACGUGCGCCACAUUCACCGGGGCUCGGCUGCGACGGCCAGUUGAACCACGCCACUUUGUCAUGCUUGAAGUGCCUUACCUCAAGUUCUUCAGGUUAUGCCUGGAAAACUCGCUCAUGCGGCCCGUCUCAAUGUUCGCCAAGGAACUGCACCACGUCAACAGCACAUACCUCGAGCGAACCGUGAUCGGCAUUCUGGUGCUGACGACCGUGCUGAAGCUGGCCCAGUGGCGCUACCUGGGAGACCGGGCCGGCAGCAUCAAGGAGUUGGUGCUGCAGCCAGCCUUGGCCAUCCUGCCCCUGCUGCCGCUGUCCCUUCCCGCGCUCUGGGUGGGCCUGCACGCCCUGGGCACGGCCAGGCUGCAUCUCAUGCUGGCCGCCCAGGAACACAUGGCCAUGCAGCGUGCUCACGACGACCUUUUCGAGGAAGAAGACGAGGUGGAGUCGACACACCCCGACGGAUCGGACCUGUCGUGGGGCCAGGUGCAGCCCCUGUUCCUGUCUCUGCUCCGGGGCAAGGCCCCGCACCUGUGGAGGAGCUCCAGCCUCCUGCACGUCCUCGGCAGUGUCACGACUCUCUGCUGCGUGGACAAAAAGGGAAUCCUGUCGUGGCCAAACCCGACGCCGGAGAAGGUGUUCUUCUUGAAGCCGCCACGCUCUCGAGGGAGCAACGGCCUCAUGCCGAACUUCAGCAGCUCGGGCAACAUCCGCCACUCGGGCCAACUCGACGCAGCUUCGGACAUUAUAGCGGAGGACGGGCCGAAUUCACCUGGAGCUGGCGACUCGGUACUUGAAGCGGGAGGCAAGGGGCUGACCGCUGACAACGCACCACUGAGGCGAGAGUCCAGGAUGUCGGGUUACGACCCGCCAGACCACAUGUACCACCCGGGCACCCACGUUGAGGUGCUGGACCUGACCCACAGCAUGCUGUCGGCCUUUGGGGUCCAGUUCGACGACCCUCAGUGGAAGGACUACAUCAACAACCUCAAGCCGCUCGGCCUCAGCAUUUUGCUCAACACGUGCAAUCCAGCCACACAGGAGAAAUACGCCCGCUUCUGCGACCACAUUGCCUGUGAGAGCCUCCACAAUGAGUCGGCCGUUCCUGUUGUCAACAAGCGGUGCCUCUGCGACCUGGCCGUCCAGAUGGGUUUCACGGAUCGAGCAGUCGAGGCGUACCAGCACCUGCAACACGUGGCGCUCUUCAGGCAUGUGCAACCUGAAGUGGUCCAGAAAGGAAGGCUGGCCCGGUCGCUCAACUUUCCACGCCUCAAGAUGCCGUUUCCCAGCAUGUGCUGUGCAGUCGUCAAAGAGGCCCUGUCAGGAACUCUGCAGAUGUUCACCCAAGGCACGGCAGACCUCGUCCUGGACAUGUGCUCCGAGUACUGGGACGGCCGGGACCUGUGUCCGCUGAGCGACUCGGACCGCAAGAGGAUCCUGGACUUCUACCAGCGGUCCAGCCUGACAUCCUACUGCUUGGCGUUUGCCUACGCUCCACUCCUGCCUUCGCUGCUCCUCAACCCGGCUCUCGAAGGCAGCUACCUCCAACUUCCACCCGACAGCAGUCACCUGUUUCGUUCGUCCGGCAAGAAGGUGGGCGGGGCGGCGCUCACCCUGGGCGUCGCUUCGGAUGACAAGACGCAGAGCCACCACCUGAGCACGGACUCGGUGAGCCACGAGGAGGAGACGAUGGCAAUGGACCCGGCCGGCCGGGAGCAGGCCCUGGACGCCACCGUGGAGCGGCUCCGGAACCAGGUGUUCAUCGGCAUGGUCACCAUGCAGUACCAGGCAUGCCCGGACUUCGUGAAACUCGUGGAGCAGCUCGAGGAUGCCUGCAUCCGAUUUGUGCAUUUCUCCAAGGAGAAUGAACUCCGCAGUCGGGGCUUCUCUGAGAAGAUGGGCCUCGAAUCUGGCUGGAACUGCCACGUCUCCUUGCUCAGUGACAGGCACAGGACCGACAGCAACGCGUCAACUUGCUACCAGUCGCAGCUGUCGGCGAAAAGUGCAACGUCCGCGCCGUCGAGCAACCUGGGUGGGGUGACGGUCGACCCCCACGGAGUCGUCAUUGUGGACAGCAAAUCGACGAAUGCUCCCCCGCGCAGCAUCAGUGCCCCCAACCUGGUGCAUUCCGAGCUGAUUGGCAGUCGCUACGGUGAUUCGCCGCAGUCUCGUACAAGUGUCAUCAGGACGGGAAACAAUGCAGAAGGGACCGUGAGCGGUGACGAGUCGGACCCGCUGUGGACCCACGGCGACUCGGCGUGUCCUUCUCCAAGCAGCGCCACCGAGAGCAGCACCGACAGGGGAGCACCGGUUGCCUUUGACAUCUCCAAUCGGGCCAAGCUUCCUCGGGGCAUCGAGAACAUCCGGCCGCACAUCGAGCACGUGGACAACGUGCCCCUGUUGGUGUCCCUGUUCACGGACUGCACACCCGAGGCCACCCUGGAGAUGGUGCGCAUCAUGCAAGAGUACGGCGAGGUGGUCGGCUGCAUAGGAAGUGCUGCCAGCCUCUACAACCUGCCCGUCUUUCUGCAGGCCGACUGCAGCAUAGCUCUGGAACCACUGGCCCCUCAGUUGUGUGCACGGCAGCUUGCACCAUCACCACUGCCAUCGGCCAGGGUGUCGAUGACCCCUCGAGCCCUGGCCCACACCCUGGGUUCGUUGCCGUGUGUGCUGAGCAGCCCCCGUGAGAAGAGCCUCAGCCUGUAUCAUCUCAUUUGGGAGGCACGCCACUUCAGCCAGGCGGUGCGCAGCGCCAUGCAGUUCCUGCUCUGCUGCUGCUUGAGCCUGGCCCUGGUUCAGACGCUGGCUGCACUGGUGGCGUUACCACCCGCACUCUCGCCCGCGCAGCUUCUGUGGCUGUUGGGGGCGCUGCUGCCCGCGCUUGCACUGGCGCUCGUGUUCGGCAGCAGCGCCCACGACAACCCGCGCGUCAUGACCACAGCGACGGGCAAGAGUCACCCACGCGUAAACCGUCAGGUGGUGCUGUUCUUCAUCGGUUGCUACUGUGCCAAGUUCUGCCCAUCCGUGUUAGUCACCUUGGCUUGCUUCACCCUGGCGCUCAUCCAUUCCUGCCAUACGAGUGGCUCCACGCCGUGCUGGCCAUUCUUCUCUCACGAAGGGUCGACCGAAGAAACAGCGGACACACCAGCCGUGUCCUGGGUGUCCGGUCUAGCCCUGUGCCAAAAUGUUGCCGCCUUCUUUCUAGUCCUGUACUUCGUCGUCAUCUCCAUGAGCUUCGUUCACCGGUCGAAGCCAGCGUGGAAGAGGAAUCCAGCCACAAACCGGUGCUGGCUUGCCACAAGUCUGUCCGUGUUGCUGCUGCAGUUGGCCUUCUGCGCGUGCAACAUCUGGGCACGGGCAACUGAGCCACUAGAUGUGGUGCUUCCGCUGGUUCCGCAGUACGUGUGGCUGACGGGCUUCUUGUGGACGCUGCUGUUGCUCCCGCUCAACGAGGUUGUCAAGAUACACGAGAUUAGGGCGAAUCACCGACAGCAAAAGAGGGCAAGGCUAGACUUUGGGACCAAGCUUGGCAUGAACUCUCCAUUCUGAAGUGCCCGCUGUCCAAAGCGCUGGACGCUCCUCAACACAAAGUGGACUGUGACCACCCUGGGAGCCCUGCGGCACGUCGUGCUGUCACUGUGCUGCCUUCCAAGAUGGCUGUUCACCCAACAAAAGCUGUGCCGUGCCUUCGAAGUUCCUCAUAGUCCGUGCACCGUGCGAGAUGGUGCCCAUAUUUGGGUAGUGUUACCGUCAGCGACCGUAUCUGUGACUGCUGCCAGGGCUUUCAAGAAGCGUGCGGCGUAUGUUCGCAGCUGCUUGAAAUGUCUUCUUCCACCAUGUCUUGUGGAUUCCAGGUGAAACCUGCCACAUCGCUAAACUAAGAGGUGAUGCCCUGCCACGUCACGAGCUCAACUGCGAGCUGGCCGAGCCAUCAGAGGGCCACUACCUUAGAUGUCCACACUAUUCCUAUGAACUUUUUGCAUUUCUAUCCACUGUUGUCUGUCGAUUCAUCACCUUUCAUCGAUUCUGUCUAGUCUUGACCAUUCCCGUCACUUCACAGAACACAGAUGCCACUGUCAAAUGACUUCAUUGUGAGACAUUCACAAGUUUCAUCUUGGCUUUUGCCACCGUCUCUCAGAACAGAGGAGCCGCUGUCUAAGGGCUUGAACAUAAGAUGUUUGCAAGUGCAGUCUCUACUUUUCCUCUUCCCUCUCAGAACACAGACAGCACUGGCAGAUGAUUUCAACACAAGGCAUUUCUGCUUGCUAGUGCGGUCUUGAAUUUCCGUAACACCACUCAGAACAGAGACAUCACUGUCCCAAAAUUUCCCCAUCGUCUCCCAGCACAGGCACUACCGUCAAAAUUAUUCACUAUUGGAGGAUCGCAAGUGCCGUCUUGACUUUUUCCAUCACAUCUGAAAACAGAGGCACCACUGUCAAAUGACUUUAACACAGGACGUUUGCAAGUACCAUCGUGACUUUUCCCGUCGCCUCCCAGAAAGAAAAAAAAAACGCCACUGUCAAACAACUUCAGCUGAAGGCGUUUACAACUGCUAAGAAAAAGCGAAAGACAAGAAAUCGGCAACCUGCAUCAGCAACGCCGGCCAAGAAUUGUGGGUGCUGCACUUGCUCGGGCGUGUUUAUGUGCGUACCUUCCUGUGAGCCAAUGACUUGCAUGCAUAUUUGCGUACAAUAGCAGAAUGUGUGAACGCAUGCAUUGACAAUACGGAAGAAUGUGCACACUGUGACUUGACUGGUACGAAAUGACAUCACGUAACGGGACAGAUACGGAAUGAUGUCACGCAACAACAUGACAGAUACGGAAAAAAAUGACUGAACGAAAAUGUACAGCUGUAGGAGGCUCGUGUGUUUUCAGUGACGCUAGGACUCGUACGCAAUGACACGGAACAACGUAAUGUUUUGCAGUGACAGAUCAAAAACAUGUGCGAUGGCAAGAUAAAGGUGUGCCUACUUUGAUGAUAGUUUAAAAAGAGCACCUCAACGAACCACCCAAGAACCUGUUAACGAGCCUGUGAAGCCCGCAGAUAUGAUUGUGGCGAAUUUCGACAAAUUUAUAAGCACGUAUUCCUGAAUAAGCAUUACUAGAAACAGUCCUGAUGUAACGUUAGUACAUUGAAAGCUUGAUGCAUCUUAUCCAUCAUGAAUGAAAACUGAUGUUUGGUAUUAGUUUUGUUAGCAGUGCCAUUCCAAGUGAUACGUUCCAGUCCAAAAUUCGACCACCAGGAAUUUUGUAGAAAAAAUUUCAGCGAGAAGGCAGCUGUUUGAGAGCGAGUUGAGUAUAUUCAUUUUAAAAAUCUGCAUGGUCAUGUGAUGGCCAUUUGAAUAUCCCAGUGAAUAGAAAAGGUUGGCUGGGAAUAAACUAUGCGUAUUCAGUCAUGAGACCGGGUGCAAUAACACAUUGUGCUUUUUAUUAUUGUUCUGUCAUGGAAUAUCCCAUGCCCAUAUUAAUUUCCUGACCUAAAUAGGCUUAGCAAAGAAGGAAGAAAAGAUUCAAAUUCAGAAGUUUUUUUUUUUGUAAAGAGGGUGGCAAUAUCUCAGUUGCAAAAAAUUUUUAGCUGUUUUACCAGUCGACAUAUCUGCUAAAAAUCUUUUGCAAUCAUUGUAACAUAAGAUUUGUUGAGAAAAAAAUCUUUCCAAGGCUGACAAAAAAUAUUUUGGGAAGAUGCAAUCGUUACUUAAGCAUUGAGGCCCUCAUGAUAAAAAUAUACAAAUGAGCUCAUUACCUGCUUUGUUUUUCUUUUUAUACAGAAAUAUAAAAAUUCUUACUCUCCAGCUGAAAUAUUUUUCUGUACAAUCGCUUGUGGUUGAGUUUUGGGCUGGGAAUUAAGGUUCACAUGGAAAUCCAGGAAGAAACUUCAUUCCAAUCAGUCCCAUUCAUUGGGGUUAUGUGAGCAUCACUGCUUUUUGUGACCAUUCAUAUGAAAUGACGUGUUCAUUCCGACUCAGAUGUUCCUCCUAAUUGGGCUAAGGUGUUGCAGCCGUAUUCAAUGUUUCAGACCGCUCAUCCAUUUCAAGAACUAUUUAUCUACCACAUGGCAAGACGGGCAGCCUUUUCGUAAGACGCGUCACUGAUGUUCUUGGCUGCUAUUAUCGACUUUCACAAUGCAGCCAGGUAGUCCCCUCUGCGUAACGCAGCUGUUGCAUUGCUUUCCUUAAAGUGCUAAUGUCAAUACACAUUCUGCACCAAACAACAAGAGCUUCCAAUAUGGUGUUUCUUGAGCUGCAUUGAACUGUCUGCAUUACGGCGAGUCGCAAGGGCUUUGUGUGCGGCAAGGCUUGCUACCCUGAAAGCUUCUAAAGCUGCAAAGCGAGCCUCCAUGACCUUGCUGGAUGGUGUAACAAUGUGCAGCAUAAAAAUCUGUUGGUGAGGCAUGUCAUCAAGGCAUUCUUGCAAAAAAAAAAAAAAUUGUGGGUACCUAAAAUUCUGAAAAAUGGUCAUUCAGUGGAAUCGAUGUUUCGUGCAAACGCCAUUAAAGCUUGCUACAACAAAGUAGUGUAUGGCGCAAAAACAUGCUCGGCGCAUACAUAUGUGGCAUUUAUAAGAAGGUGUUUAUAAGAAGGUGAAGAAACGCAAUAAGAUCAUUACUUUCAAUAAUUCAUUAUGUCUGCCUUUGUUGCGUCAAGGUUCGCUUGCACCAGGCUACUACAGUCGGCUAUUGCGUAAGAAAAAAUGCCAGAAAUGUUUUGAACCUUCAACUGUUUCUCCCACAAAGAAUUUGCAUCAAUGCACCAAUCAGCAGCACUUUCUCAAUUUCGUGAUGUCAGGCAGUUCUGAAGUGUUUCCUAUGGUUGACUUUCCCAUACGGACAUAUGUCUGUGUCGCUAGUUUUAUGUCCAAAACUUGGAAUGUCGUGGUAAAAUUUUGUCAGAAAUGCUGUCAUCACUGCUCAGCUAAACGCAAUAUUUUAGCUACUAAGGAAGAAUCUUUAUCUUUUAACAUAAAGAAGAAUCUUUAACUUUUAACAUACGUGGUAUUUACAUUAGCCAAGUGAAAGCACUCGCAGUUCAAGUGGAAACAGCCAGGACGGCUGUCUCACACUUGCAAGGAAAGUACGCCCCUGUUCUGUGGGUAGAGCUUACAUUCUCUUAAAGACGAUAGUUUUUCUUAAAGA